Molecule: messenger RNA, 846 nt
Organism: Guillardia theta CCMP2712
Lineage: Eukaryota; Cryptophyceae; Pyrenomonadales; Geminigeraceae
Exons: 10
Coding region: 1-846 (281 amino acids)
Cellular component (GO): mitochondrion
Molecular function (GO): protein-containing complex binding
Source: RefSeq, a predicted model, not a curated record
AUGCCCAUGGCUAUCAACGCGCGGCGGAUCUGGGCGAAUGAUGGUGAAGACGACGAUAUGGUUGAGAUUGGAAGUCUUGUAAGGGGUGGAAGCUCAAUGCUGAAGGGAAGAGUCCUUGGGCUUCCCCGUCUCUUCUCAACAUCUGCAGAAGACAGAUUCGACGUGAUGACUGUGCAGGGAGGAGAACUCAGAGCUGACAACAUGAGCAGGUCGUUGUGUUUGGUGGAAACGGGGGAAAAAGUGCUGUCGAUUAACCGCUCUGGGACACCGAGACAGUCUCUAGAUUGGAUGAAGAACGUCAAGUACCUAGCGGCGGACGUGUUCUCCCCUGAAACCUGGCGGAGCAUGCUCGUCGGCGCCCAGGGAGUGGUCGCAGCCAUCGGGGGGUUCGGGUCGUACGAGGCCAUGAAGAGGAUCAAUGGCGAGGCGAACAUCGUGGCGGAAGCUGCUGCUGCCGGAGUCCAUCGCAUGGUCUUCGUUUCUGCUACGUUCCCUCCAUUUCCUGCCUCAAUCCCGCUAAGAGGAUACAUCGAGGGGAAGGAAUCGGUUGAGAAGCUCGUCAAGGAAAGAUUUCCCUCAAGCUUCACUAUCCUCAAGCCUUCGGUCAUCUACGGAAAUCAACCCGGCGCCCACCCCCUCAUCGCAACCGUCCGGGCGUUCGGUCCGCUACAAGAACCGCUCAUGAGCCAGACUCCCCUCCACAAAUUCUCUGGGCUGCCGGUCAUCGGGUCAGCGUUUGUACCAUGGUCCCCUGUAGAGGCGGUGGGCAGAGCAGCAGCGGAGGCAGCGAUAAGUGAAGUGAGCCCUGCCGUCAUGAGCCCCUCGGACAUCGCGCGUUACAAGUAG